CCAGGAGCCAGGGCACCGGUCACUCCCAGCAAGUGGUGUUACGGAAAGAUGCCGGUCCGCAGGGGCCACGUUGCUCCUCAAAACACUUACUUGGACACCAUCAUCCGCAAGUUUGAGGGCCAGAGUCGUAAGUUCCUGAUUGCCAAUGCACAGAUGGAGAACUGUGCCAUCAUCUACUGCAAUGAUGGCUUCUGCGAACUCUUCGGCUACUCCCGUGUGGAGGUGAUGCAGCGACCCUGUACCUGUGACUUCCUUACUGGCCCGAACACUCCGAGCAGUGCUGUGUCCCGCCUGGCGCAGGCCCUGCUUGGGGCUGAAGAGUGCAAGGUGGACAUCCUCUACUAUCGCAAGGACGCCUCCAGCUUCCGCUGCCUGGUGGAUGUGGUCCCUGUGAAGAAUGAGGAUGGGGCUGUCAUCAUGUUCAUCCUCAAUUUCGAGGACCUGGCCCAGCUCCUGGCCAAGAGCAGCAGCCGCAGCCUGACCCAACGUUUGUUAUCACACAGCUUCCUGGGCUCUGAGGGCUCUCACAGCAGGCCAAGUGGACAGGGGCCUGGUCCAGGCAGGGGCAAGUACGGAACCGUCAGCCAGAUCCCGCAGUUCACGCUCAGCUUUGUGGAGUUCAACCUGGAGAAGCACCGCUCAGGCUCCACCACAGAGAUUGAGAUCAUCGCUCCCCACAAGGUGGUGGAGCGGACACAGAAUGUCACUGAAAAGGUCACGCAGGUCCUGUCCCUGGGUGCAGAUGUGCUGCCAGAGUACAAGCUGCAGGCACCGCGCAUUCACCGAGGUACCAUUCUGCACUACAGCCCCUUCAAGGCUGUAUGGGACUGGCUCAUCUUGCUCUUAGUCAUCUAUACAGCGGUCUUCACGCCCUACUCCGCUGCCUUUCUGCUCAGCGACCAGGACGAAUCACAGCGUGGUACCUGUGGCUAUACCUGCAGCCCGCUCACCGUGGUGGACCUCAUCGUGGAUAUCAUGUUUGUGGUGGAUAUUGUCAUCAACUUCCGAACCACCUACGUCAACACUAAUGAUGAGGUGGUCAGCCACCCCCGACGAAUCGCCGUCCACUAUUUCAAGGGCUGGUUCCUCAUUGACAUGGUGGCUGCCAUCCCUUUUGACUUGCUUAUCUUCCGCACUGGCUCAGACGAGACCACCACCCUGAUCGGGUUACUGAAGACGGCACGCCUCCUGCGGCUGGUGCGCGUGGCCCGGAAGCUGGACCGCUAUUCUGAAUACGGGGCCGCCGUACUCUUCCUGCUCAUGUGUACUUUUGCGCUCAUUGCGCACUGGCUGGCCUGUAUCUGGUACGCCAUCGGCAACGUGGAGCGGCCCUAUUUGGAGCCCAAGAUUGGUUGGCUGGACAGCCUGGGCGCACAGCUUGGCAAGCACUAUAACGGCAGCGACCCAGCCUCGGGACCCUCUGUCCAGGACAAGUAUGUCACCGCCCUCUACUUCACCUUCAGCAGCCUCACUAGUGUGGGCUUCGGCAAUGUGUCACCCAACACCAACUCUGAGAAGGUCUUCUCUAUCUGCGUCAUGCUCAUUGGCUCCCUUAUGUACGCCAGCAUCUUUGGCAACGUGUCGGCCAUCAUCCAGCGCCUGUACUCAGGCACGGCCCGCUACCACACUCAGAUGCUGCGGGUCAAGGAGUUCAUCCGCUUCCACCAGAUCCCCAACCCACUGAGGCAGCGCCUGGAAGAGUAUUUCCAGCACGCCUGGUCCUACACCAACGGCAUCGACAUGAACGCGGUGCUGAAGGGCUUCCCUGAGUGCCUGCAGGCGGACAUCUGCCUGCACCUGCACCGCGCUCUGCUGCAGCACUGCCCCGCCUUCCGCGGCGCCAGCAAGGGGUGCCUACGCGCGCUCGCCGUCAAGUUCAAGACCACGCACGCGCCGCCUGGGGACACGCUGGUGCACCUGGGUGACGUGCUUUCCACUCUCUACUUCAUCUCCCGCGGCUCCAUCGAGAUCCUGCGCGAUGACGUGGUCGUGGCCAUUCUAGGGAAGAAUGACAUCUUUGGGGAGCCUGCCAGUCUCCAUGCCAGACCAGGCAAAUCAAGCGCCGAUGUGCGUGCCCUGACCUACUGCGACCUGCACAAGAUCCAUCGAGCAGACCUGCUGGAGGUGCUGGACAUGUACCCCGCCUUUGCAGACACCUUCUGGAAUAAGCUAGAGGUCACCUUCAACCUGCGGGACGCAGAUGGGGGUCUCCACUCAACACCCCGACAGGCCCCAGGCAACCAAGACCCCCAAGGCUUCUUCCUCAAUGACAGCCAAUCAGGUGCUGCCCCUUCCCUGAGCAUUUCAGACACAUCUGGGCUUUGGCCUGAAUUGCUACAGCAAAUACCCCCAAGUCCUCCAAACCCACGAGAGAACCUGGAUUGCUGGCCUCGGGAGCUAGGCUUUAAGUUAGAACAGCUCCAAGCCCAGAUGAACAGACUGGAGUCCCGAGUGUCGUCAGACCUCAGCCGCAUCCUACAGCUACUUCAGCAUCCACAGGGCCACCCCAGCUACAUCUUGGGGGCCCCUGCCUCCAGUGACCUGGCCUUGUUUCCUGAAACUUCAGUGACUCAGAGUUCAGAGUCUAUGCUUCUGGUGGGACAUCUGCCCUCUGCACAGACCCUAAGCUAUGGUGACUUGGACAAACAUAUCCGGACGCCCAGGAAUUUCUCCCCCAGGAUACCUCACGUGGCCGUGGCAAUGGACAAAUCUCUGGUGCCAUCCUUAGAACAAGAGCAGCUGGAGGGGCUCCUGUCACCUCUGGCCUCACCUCUGUGUCCCCUGGAAGUACAGGGACUGGGUGGCCCCCACUUUUCCUCCCUCCCUGAACACCUCAGCUCUGUUCCCAAGCAGCUGGAGUUCCAGAGACACGGUUCAGAUCCUGGAUUCACAAGGAGUUAGGCCCUUUAGACCCUGGGAUAAAAGCUACUGUGAGGGAAUGUAAAUACAGUGAGGUGAGAGUUAAGCCCCCUUCCAUGGAGGGCCAGACAGCUCUCCCAUAAAACUCUGAAAACCAUUUUCUCUGAAAAACUGCAGACUGCUGAACCAGGUGACCAGGAUAGCCUGAGCAGAGAGGCCCAGGGCUUGGCCCAGCCUCCCUGGGAGUCCCUAUAGUCAGCAAGCCAGGCAGAGGGCUGCUCAGGGGUAGCUCACAGGAUGCAAGAGUCAGUGGAGAAGAGAGAUGCUUCGGGUCUUCGGGAGAUUCUUGCUUGGGGCCACACAUGAUCAGAACCACCCUCUGCCUCAAAAGCUCAGACCCAAGGCCAGGGUUGACCAGAUCUUUACCAAAAGCCUCUAAUAUGGCUGGAAUUAGAGGAUUCCUCUGUGGUGGACAUAAAAGAAAGAGCUGCAGCCCUCAGCCCCUCAGCCCCUCAGCCCCCGAGAGUCCCAUAAUGAUAUCUGGGACAUGCAGUAUCACAUAGCUAAUAAAGCCUUGAAUAUUUCAUGUUGGGCUAGAUGUGUAACCUUCCUGACCGCCCUCAGGUCCGUGCCUAUGCUGGGACCUUCUCCAAACCCUUCCCGCACCCAGCCUGUUGGAGACCUGAAGGUGUCUCAGCUGGGAGCAGGGGCUCCACAGCCUGAAGCUGUUUCCAGCUGAAGGGAAACAGACUCAGCCUCCUAAGUGUCCACAGAGAAUCCAUGGCCAGAGAUGGUGUUUGUCCGGCCCUCCACCAUCCUCUCCUGCACAUGGUUGUCCUUCUAACCCUUAGAAUAGCCUUAGGAAGUUGGUUUUACUGUCCUCAUAUGAAAGGUCUUGGGUCAGUAGCAGAGAGACUAUGGCACUUACCAAGAGUGUGAGCAGGUCUUCCGGGCAUUCCAGUAUUUGCUUUCUGCUCUGGUGAUGUGUUCCAGUUAGAAAAACAUGUGUGCUCCCAUAUGUAAAUGACAUUUCAAUAAAAAGUUAAACUCAACACACUAGAAAAAGGAGAACACAGUUUCACCCCACACCACCUCGCUUGAGAGACCUGUUAAAACAUCGUUGCUUUUCAGAUAAUUCUAAUCUGGCCUCCUCAGCCCAUUUUUUCCUUCCUUUUGCAAUUUCUAUUUGAUGCCUCGGAGUCUGUUAGUGAGUUUACGAGCACACAUUCGCAAGUGUUUAUACAAACUAAAAUGUUAAAGUUAACUUUUCUGCUGGGUGUGAUGGCGCACGCCUUUAAUCUCAGCACUCAGGAGGCAGAGGCAGGUGGAUUUCUGAGUUCGAGGCCAGCCUGGUCUACAAAGUGAGUUCCAGGACAGCCAGAGCUAUACAGAGAAACCCUGUCUCAAAAAAACAAAACAAAAAAGACCUGUUCCAUAAAAUAGAUAGCUAGACCUCUGCUAAGAUCGUACUGCAAGACCAUUAUUAACCCACUGAAAAAUCAGAAAUGAUGUAACCAAUAGAAAACUAUGGGCCAAAUUUCCUGAUACACACAGAAACAAAACGUUUCAAUAAAAUAC
Messenger RNA from Mus caroli (Ryukyu mouse), 4437 nucleotides. It is a transcript of the gene Kcnh6, whose product is annotated as potassium voltage-gated channel subfamily H member 6. Gene Ontology annotation, molecular function: inward rectifier potassium channel activity. Gene Ontology annotation, cellular component: plasma membrane. Lineage: Eukaryota; Metazoa; Chordata; Mammalia; Rodentia; Muridae. Gene Ontology annotation, biological process: membrane repolarization during cardiac muscle cell action potential; regulation of heart rate by cardiac conduction; regulation of ventricular cardiac muscle cell membrane repolarization. The record is from RefSeq and is a predicted model, not a curated record.